Messenger RNA from Uloborus diversus, 1224 nucleotides. Its product is annotated as HAUS augmin-like complex subunit 4. Gene Ontology annotation, molecular function: microtubule minus-end binding. Bases 49 to 1044 code for a protein of 331 amino acids. The record is from RefSeq and is a predicted model, not a curated record. NCBI's taxonomy places the organism in Eukaryota, Metazoa, Arthropoda, Arachnida, Araneae, Uloboridae. The transcript is spliced from 8 exons. Gene Ontology annotation, biological process: spindle assembly; centrosome cycle. Gene Ontology annotation, cellular component: HAUS complex.
CAAUGACAGAAAAAAUAAGUUUCGUUUGUUUCAACUGAAAUAUUUGCCAUGACGAAUAUUGAAGCGGUUCUAACUCAAUUUGAGGAUGACUCUGAAGAACAAAGUUUUUUCAAAAAAUUGUAUGAAGAUAAAUUUGAUAAAAGUGGAAUUCUUACUACUGUCAAGAAAAGAAGUCAAGAGGCAAAAAAUAUAGUAAAUGAAGCCAUUGAAGCAUACUUUCGGUCCGUAAUGUUAAUGGAUGUUGUGCUUUCUGCUAUGGAAGAUGAGGAAGUUGAAGAGUUACAUGAUACUUUUCCUUUGUACUUGAACAUGAUAAAAAGAUAUUUACCUGAAAAGGAUUCAGUUGAACUGAAACCUCUUGGAUUGAGCCAAGAAGAUUUAUCUGAAGUUUUAAAACAAAUGCAGUUAUCUAAGACACACCACUCUCUAUUUGUGGAUUAUUUUGAAAGGAAGUUGGAUGCAUAUUGUUCCAGACUGUUAGAAGAUGCUGCUGUUUUUGAGUCUGUUUUACAAUUUGUACCCAAGUCUGACUGGAGGAAGUCUUUUGACGAAGCUAUGAAAACACUUGAAUACCAAGCCGAGAUUCUAGGUAAUGAUGAGAAGCUACGGCCAAUACAAGAAAUGCUUAAGAAAAUGCGGCAAACUUAUUACAAAGAACUUCAUGCAAAUGCAUCUUUGUUAAACAAGCUGUUGUCUUUGCAAGAAGAAAGAUUACUCAUUGAAUCAAGAGCCGUACAAUAUUAUUCAACACUUUGUGAAGCCUUGCAGCUUAAAAUUGGGCUGUUUGAAUUAAGAAUUCUAGAUGCUACUUAUAAUCAAGAAACAGUUCCAGCUUUAAGAAAAAUAAGGAAAGAAUUGGAUGCAAAAGCCAAAAAUGUAGAAGAAGAACUGGUUGAGAAACAAGCACGUUUUGAAGAGUAUCAACGCCUUGGAGAAACAUUUGAAUCUCUUGUUGAAGAAUACACUAAAUUAAUGAAGUGCAUUACAAAUGCAAAAGUGUCUUAUAAUGAAUUAAAAAGGACUGAAAUGAGUUCAGAUUCAUAAUGUUGAUAAUUUCUCAUUGAAUGAUUUCAAAAUCAUUUAUAGAUGAUUUAGGAUAUUUUGUGUAAGACUUAAAUUUUAUAUGUUUGCAAAACUGUGUAAAUUAGUUCAUUAAUGUUCCAUUUUUUAAAAUUUUAUCUUUGUACAUUUUUGUCACAUGAUCAAUAAGGAAAAAAAUGUAAA